UCACUCUCCCGUUUCCCGUCUCACUGCAGCAUUCUUGUCCUUUAUACUACUGCACAAUUCAGGCUUCGUGAAUCGUUUCUCUCACUGGCAAUAGCGCGGGGACUGUAUUUGUUGUCCAUCCAGCUUCGCAAGUCGGGAUUAAGUGUUUGUCGCCAUCACUACUGAUCGAUGUGUUUUUGUUGAGAAGGAGUAGCGAGAAUGGACGUUAAGGGUCGUGCAGUGGUGGAUGUAUGAUAGGUGCGGCAAAUCAGAGAGGAGCAGCAGGAAUAGGAGAGGCUACUGCGUAUGCCUGAAUUCUGAUACAAAUCCUAGCGAGCGUAUCAGUUGAGCGAAUUGAGUUGGACAACGGGGGAGUUGCGGAACACGCUACGAGUUAGGCAUGGUCAAUUGAGACGCCGGAACUCGGCAUUCAGCAUUCCUCAUCCGUGAGAACUACUAUUGCACGUCUUCGCCACACGCAGGUUGAAUUUGAUUAUAUUCGUGCUUGUCGCAGACACUUUCUGAAGGUUGACACGCCUACUUUAUCCUAUCCUGAUUUUCAAAGAUAUCUGUAAGGCUUGCUAUUUUAAUAGUGAGAAGUCAAAGGUUAAGGUUUUUCAUUUUGUAACCAUAUUUUGUACGCAGAAUAUAUAUAUAUAUAUAUAUAUAUAUAUAUAAAUGUGUGUGUCAGCGAAGCACUUUCAAGCAAUGAACUCUCUAGGGGCUGGAGUAGGAGAAUUUAGACGUGAAGUUUCCAGAGAGGACAUCGCUACGCUUCUUGUCGUAGCUCGGCGUAAUUUGAAUGAAGGAAAUCCGGGAGGUGCCUUACAAGCAGUCGUUGCGGCCCUGCGCAGUGUAGGCGGGGAACAAGCAGUUACUACAGCAUUGCGAAGGGCUCGGGAAGUAUACGAGAAUAACGUUCGGAUUAACGAAGCUACGGACGAACUCACAACAUUAUUCGCCCAAUGUGCCAUUGCUACACUUCCUCCGAAUAGGACUUCAGACGCACCAGAGCCUAUGGCAGUAGAAACGACGUUGCAAGAGCGAAUAAUGCUUAGCAGUUUUGAUGUUGUUAGAAGUUCCAUUCUGGCCGAAAGUGGCAGGGAACAGGUGGUUUAUGAUGCUUCGGCUGAUGGCAGUAGCUUCUUGUGUCAACAGUGUGGUGGAGUUGUUAGCAAUUCACGGAGAGAUGAGCAUCUUUCUUAUUGGUGUUCUACUGCUUUUCGAAAUUGAAGUGUACUAGUGUUCAGCAACGAUAGGAAAAUUUUGAAGAUGUUUGAUGUUGGGGUGAGUAAGAAAGUGCGCAGGUGAAGCACAUAACGAUCAAUCAAAAAAACAAACUUUGGAUAGAUUUAGGUAGUUGAUGUAGUAUUUAGAGAACAUAAUUAAUAGAAAGCUGAGGAUUUCGACAAAUUCCUCUAUAUUGAAGAAUGCAAACUGCAACAGCUGCUCACCACAUUGUACAUCAUUACAAAUAUGGAUGAAAGCUGACAGAAGCGCUCUGCAAAUAUGAUCUUCGUCGUUGUUGGAAUUA
Molecule: messenger RNA, 1513 nt
Organism: Physcomitrium patens
Lineage: Eukaryota; Viridiplantae; Streptophyta; Bryopsida; Funariales; Funariaceae
Source: RefSeq, a predicted model, not a curated record